This is a messenger RNA of Drosophila ficusphila, 1390 nucleotides long. RefSeq lists its product as uncharacterized. The coding region runs from base 102 to 1217 and encodes 371 amino acids. Lineage: Eukaryota; Metazoa; Arthropoda; Insecta; Diptera; Drosophilidae. The record is from RefSeq and is a predicted model, not a curated record. The transcript has 2 exons.
GUGUGUGUGAGCGUGAGGGACGGGAGAGAACGCGCCUGUUGCAAAAAUUCAGUGUUGCACUCUUAUUCGUGACGAAAGGAUGUACGCCCGGUUGUAGUCGAAUGAAUCCGUGUACAUCAUCGCCCCCGCACAUGCCACGUGGCUCUGGAUCGGUGGAAAACUCCACGCUGGAAUCUCACGGCUUGCAGCUGCUGGAGAUGCCUGGAAAAGAAGAUUACGAGGAGUUGCGCGAGCUUCUGCAGUCAUGGGACGUCGCUGAUCUGCUGCCCCACCUGCAAGAUGAGGCCAUCAACGUGGACGAGCUGCAGAUGAUAAAGCGCCACCACGUCUCCGAGUUGCUGCGGAACUUCCGCUUCGGAACGCGCAUCCGCUUCGAGCACCACUUGGAGCGCUGGCGGCGCUGGCUGAACGUGCCCCUGCAGGGCGGCCAGGGGCAGGGAUCGACGCACUGCUCCGGGUGCCGCUGCUCGGAGGUGCAGGCCCAGGCCGUCUGCCAGGGACAGACGCCCCUGGGCAUGGGCCACGCGGCGGAGGGGUUGGAGGAAAUGGAGAAGACCGUGGACCUGGCCAAGGCGGUGCCGGCGCAGUCGCUGUUGGCCAGCAGCGAGCCCGGGGAGAUGCCCGUGCCCUUCCAGAUGCCCAUGGAGCAGACUGUCCCGCAGAUGGCCAACGAGAUGGCGCUGGUCAAGCAGGAGCUGCUUCCGGCGCAGCCACAGCGGGCAGCGGAACCGGAACCGGGAGCCGGUUCCUCCGGAGGAACCUCCGCCUGCAAGGAGGAGCCAGGAGCGGUGGCUGACCAGGAGGUCAGCAUCGUGGGCAUCCUUCGGGCCUCCGGAGCGAAGUCCCAGUCGCUGCUAGAGCGCAUUGGCCUGAACGAGCCCCUGGACGCUGUGCAGCGGCUCCUGCUCAUCCAGCUGGUGUGCAGCUACUACGAGGAGAACCACUUGCACCUGACCCUGCAGCGGAGCCACCUGCUGGAGCGCGAGAUCCUGCAGCUCUUCCCGCAGGAGCAGCUCCACUACUACCGCACCGAGAGGCGCGGCAAGAUCUACGUGCGGUUCACCAACAUGAAGCGGAGCAAGCGGCUCAGCUCCUCGCGCCAGGAGCUGAAGCGCCGCCGGACCGAGCUCAUCAGGCCGCUGCCCGCAGGACCGGCGCCGAGUGCCAACGCGACCUUCGGCCCGGACCAGAUCUCCAGUCCGGACCGCUCCGAUUGAGCCGGUUGAACAGCUAAGCCCAAAACCCUAACGUAGUGAUAAUCUUAGGCUAAGCUAUUCUCUCGGUGUGUAAUUUCUGUGUGUUAUAUCUGUGAACCGACCAUUUAUAGGGUACUUUGCGGGUCGACCCGAUCCGGCGACUGACGAAACUAAAUCGAAACUGAUUUUGGUUA